Molecule: messenger RNA, 1427 nt
Organism: Ostrinia nubilalis (European corn borer)
Lineage: Eukaryota; Metazoa; Arthropoda; Insecta; Lepidoptera; Crambidae
Exons: 2
Coding region: 48-1427 (459 amino acids)
Source: RefSeq, a predicted model, not a curated record
AAGGAUGGUUAAUAGAAGGAUAUGGUCAGUAAAGCUCAACCGUAGAUAUGAAGAGGACGGCGCUAGGUGUCAUAUUUUGCCUGACCGUAGCGCUCAGCCAUGCAUCAGUGAGGGUCCGUCGUGGUGGCUACGGUAGCCACGGAGGCGGUGGUUACGGCGGCGGCGGGUACGGCGGUGGAGGCGGCGGUGGAUUCGGUUUCGGCGGCGGCGGCGGUGGCGGUAGCGGCGGCGGUUUCGGCGGUGGGUUCGACGGCAUAUCCGACGGCGUCAACGGCAUUAUUGGAACAGUGAGGUCCGGACUUCAGCACCUUGCCAAAAGCGCUGCUAGCGGCAAUGGGAAGUUCGUGAGCACGAAGUCUGAUGAUGGGAAAUCGGGCGGUUUCGCGUUCACUGGCACCCUGGGCGGAAAGGGAGGAUACGGCGGCGGGGGUGGCUACAGUGGCGGCGGGGAUGGUUUCAGUGGCGGAGGGGGCGGUUUCGGAGGCGGUAGCGGACUCGGUGGAGGAGGCCACGGAGGAUCUGGAGGCUUUGGCGGAAGUGGCGGUGGCGCUGGAGGUCUUGGAGGUGGAAGCGGAGGUUAUGGCGGCAGUGGAGGCGGAGGCGGCUUUGGAGGAGGCCUCGGUGGCGGUGGAGGAGGCGGCCAUGGAGGAGGCGGUCAUGGAGGCAGUGGAGGAUUUGGAGGCGGAUCCACUGGUGGAUUGGGCGGAGGAAACGGAGGCGGCCUUGGAGGAGGACAUGGCGGCAGUGGAGGAUUCGGAGGCGGGUCAAGUGGUGGAUUGGGAGGAGGUUCCGGAGGCUCUGGAAGUCUAGGAGGUGGCCACGGAGGCAGCGGUGGAUAUAGCGGCGGUGGCGGUGGAUUUGGAGGCGGUGCUGGAUUCGGAGGAGGCGGUGGUUUUGGAGGAAGCGGUGGAUAUGGCGGCGGAUCUAGCGGCGGUCUAGGAGGCGGAUCUGGUGGGUCUGGAGGAUACGGCGGCGGCUCUAGUGGUGGCCUGGUAGGAGGAUCCGGUGGUGGCGGUGGCCUAGGCGGUGGCCACGGAAGUAGUGGAGGCUUCGGAGGUGCUGGAGGCCUUGGUGGAGGCCAUGGAGGUAGUGGUGGACUUGGAGGAGGUCAAGGGGGUAGUGGAGGAUUUGGAAGUGGAGGCGGCCUAGGUCGUGGUCUUGGCGGUGGUCAUGGAGGCAGUGGUGGCUACGGUGGUAGCGGAGGCUCAGGCGGUGGUCUGGGAGGUGGACUUGGAGGUGGAAGUGGUCUGGGAGGCGGUCAUGGAGGCGGCGCUGGUUUAGGAGGUGGUUACGGUGGUCACGGUGGCUCCGGGGGUAGUGGUGGGUGCACCUCAGGUUGUGGGGGCUCAGGGGGAUACGGAGGAUCUCACGCGUCUGCCAGCGCCCAUGCUUCCGCAUCAGCUAGUGCUGGUGGCUACGGAAAAUAA